AUGGAGAAGAAAAUCCCACAGCUCAAGGAUGAAGCUUUUCUGCAGCAGUAUCCAUUUCUCAUUGUUCUUGCUUUAGCACUGGGUUUCGUUAUAAUGGACCCAUUGCAGAUGGGUCCUGUGGGAGGCCUUGAUUUCAGGCCUGUGAGACACGAAGUUGCGCCAUACAAGCAAGUGAUGGAUAAUUGGCCUAGGGACAACCUCAGCCGCCUAGGCCUCGGGAAUCUGGAGUUUGUGAAUGAAGUCUUCGGUCCUGAAUCAUUGGAGUUUGACGUUUGGGGACGGGGGCCUUACACUGGGUUAGCUGAUGGGCGUGUUGUGAGGUGGAUGGGCGAAAAGAAUGGAUGGGAAACGUUCGCAGUCGUAACGCAUAAUUGGUCGGAGAAGCUGUGUGCCAAAGGCGCAGACUCGACCACAUCUAAGCAAUGGAAGGUGGAGUCACUGUGUGGGCGUCCACUGGGCCUGAGGUUUAACAAAGAGAAUGGAGAUUUGUACAUAGCCGACGCUUAUUAUGGCCUUCUGGUUGUUGGGCCCGAAGGAGGCAUUGCCACUCCUUUAGCUACACAUGUGGAAGGGAAGCCAAUACUAUUUGCAAAUGACCUUGACAUCCAUAACAAUGGGUCCAUUUUCUUCACAGACACCAGCAAAAGAUACAACAGAAUGAACCAUUUUUUCAUUCUGUUGGAAGGAGAGGCAACUGGUAGGCUUCUCAGAUAUGACCCUCAUACUACAACAACUCAUGUUGUGAUGGAUGGAUUGGUCUUCCCAAAUGGAGUACAACUAUCCAAGGACCAAACCUUUCUCGUCUUCACCGAGACUACCAAUUGCAGGCUAAGUAAGUACUGGCUAGAGGGUCCAAGAGCUGGAACAGUGGAACUUGUUGCAGACCUUCCGGGUUUCCCAGACAAUGUAAGACUAAAUGAGAAAGGCCAGUUCUGGGUAGCAAUAGAUUGUUGCCGAACUCCCGCGCAGGAAGUUCUUAGUCGCAAUCCAUGGAUGAGGAGCUUCUACUUCCGGUUACCAAUUCCAAUAAGCUUCUUGGCCAGGGUAAUGGGCAUGAGGAUGUACACAGUCAUUUCUCUAUUUAGUGAAAGUGGGGAGAUAUUGGAAGUCCUUGAAGACAAAAAAGGUGUAGUAAUGAAGUUGGUUAGUGAAGUCAGAGAGGAAAAGGGGAAGCUGUGGAUUGGAACUGUGGCACAUAACCAUAUAGCCACCCUCCCUUAUCCAUAG
Molecule: messenger RNA, 1227 nt
Organism: Malania oleifera
Lineage: Eukaryota; Viridiplantae; Streptophyta; Magnoliopsida; Santalales; Ximeniaceae
Product: protein STRICTOSIDINE SYNTHASE-LIKE 13
Exons: 4
Coding region: 1-1227 (408 amino acids)
Biological process (GO): biosynthetic process
Molecular function (GO): strictosidine synthase activity
Source: RefSeq, a predicted model, not a curated record